ACGCGUACCGGACAUCAUCAUUGCGCGGGUCUGUCAAAAAAUAUCUGCCCCAUAAAGUUUCCAGGUAACGCUUUAACUACAGUUUGUAAUAAUUAUAUAGCAUUUAUUUAGUGGUCGGAUAAAAUUUGUGACUGGAGAAAACCGCUACGUAAGCAUGCCGCAUUCCUGCGGUUAACGGAAACUCAAGCUUUGCGUGACAGUCCGUAAAUUGGAUUAGCGCUGAGUAAAGCCACCAGUGAAUGAUACUGUAGCAAACCUGCUAACGUUAGUUAGCUAAACGGACAGUUGGGCGUGAAGCCUGGAAAAUAUAACGUUUGGUAUGGACUUCUGAUUUUGACAAACUGGUGGGAUUCACAGCUAUGCGUUAAUCAAUGUUAGUAGUCUUGUCAAGUCAAGCUAUUUGUGGUGAUGUUAUAGACAAUUCUGCGUGUGUCCUUCACAGUUUUAGGUGUGCUUAACGUUACAUACAUUACUAGGUGAACGUCUUAAGAAGCUGUCAGUUCGUGUAGAAGUUAGUAGGUUAACACCAUGGAUAGUUACAGUCAACGGUUUGAAUCCACUACCGGACGAGACAGUAAAUCUCAAAAGAAGAAAGGUUUUUCUUCCCACCACGGCUCGUCAAGCUACGAUGAAGGAGACCGCAAACCAAAGUUUCACUUACCCUUUAGAAACAUCACAGAUGAUGUGCUGGACAGAUUUGCCAGUAUUCGGAUUCCGGGUAGCAAAAAGGAACGGCCUCCCUUAUCACAUUCUAAACACAAUACUAGUGAUUGGUCCAUUUCUUCAUCAUCAACCUCCCAUCAAUUUGAGGAGCUUUCAUCAAAGAUCACCUCGGAAAAAGAGAUCUUGGCCCUGUUUGAAAAGAUGAUGGAGGACAUGAACUUGAAUGAGGAAAAAAAGACUCCUUUGAGAGAGAAGGAUCUCAACACAAAGAGAGAAAUGGUCAUCCAGUAUGUUUUUACUGCUUCUAAAACUGGUAGCUUGAGAAGCAACCAUCAGAUAUCUCCCCAGGAAUUCCUGGGAGAGCUGAAGUCAGGGGUGAUGGACGAACGUCUGUUUGCCUGUCUCGACUCAUUGAGAGUUUCUCUUACCAGCAACCCUGUCAGUUGGGUGCAGAGCUUCGGGCAUGAGGGUCUUGGACUGCUUCUGGACAUACUGGAGAGGUUGCUGUUCAAGAAACAGCAGGAGAAGCUCGACAAAAAGAACCAACAUAAAGUUGUCCAGUGUCUCAAAGCCUUCAUGAACAAUAAGUAUGGCUUGGAUCGAAUCCUGGGGGAGGAGAAAAGUCUUGCAUUACUGGCAAGAGCAAUUGAUCCCACCCAGUCUGCCAUGAUGACUGACGUGGUGAAGCUGCUGUCAGCCAUCUGCAUUGUGGGCGAAGAGAACACUUUAGAGAAGGUCCUUGAAGCUAUCACCACAGCAGGGGAAUGGCGAGCUGUCGAGAGGUUCAGUCCCAUUGUGCAGGGACUCCGAGAUCGCUCGGUUCAAUUACACGUGGCAUGCAUGCAGCUCAUCAAUGCACUUGUAACAUCUCCUGAUGAGCUGGACUUCAGGCUGCAUAUCAGAAAUGAAUUUAUGCGCUGUGGUCUGAAAGAGAUAUUGCCGCAACUGACAACCGUCAGGAAUGAGGCCCUUGACAUUCAGCUGAAGGUAUUCGAGGAGCACAAAGAAGAGGACAUGAUAGAGUUCUCUCAUAGACUGGAGGACAUCAAGAGCGAGCUGGAUGAUGCGGGGGAUGUGUUCAGUAUUGUGCAGAGCAUGGUGAAGGACAGCAGUGCAGAGCCCUAUUUCCUCUCCAUACUGCAGCACCUGAUGCUUAUACGCAAUGACUACUUGGUCAGGCCUCAGUACUUUAAGAUCAUUGAGGAGUGCGUGUCUCAAAUUGUGCUCCACCGCAGUGGUACUGACCCAGACUUCAGUUACCGCAAGCGUCUAGAUGUGGAUUUCAGCCACCUCCUAGAGGUGUGUGUAGACAAAGCUCGAUCUGAUGAGUAUGAACAAAGAGCUUCAGAACUGGCACAGAAGUUUGACGAGGAGUUUUUAAGCAGACAGGAGGCACAAGCUCAGCUGGUUAAGUGUGAAGAAAAAAUAACUGAACUCCAAGCAGAGCUGCAGGCCUUCAGGACCCAGUUUGGAGCUGUACCUGUGAGUCUGUCUUCUGCCCAUGUUGGACAGGCGUCACCUUCCUCUGCAUUCCCCUCUGGGCCUCCACCCCCUGCCCCUGCAUCUGGGGUGCCGCCUCCUCCUCCUCCACCUCCUCCACCUCCUUUACCUGGUUGUCCUGCCCCACCUCCUCCACCUGGAGUGCCUCCUCCAUUUGGUGCCCCUCCUCCACCCCCGUUAGGGUUUGGUGGUGGUCUAGGCUCUCCCACUCACCGUGCGCUGCCUUAUGGCCUCAGGCCUAAGAAGGAUUUCAAGCCUGAGAACUCCAUGAAGCGCCUCAACUGGUCCAAGAUUCGUCCCCAGGAAAUGUCAGAGAGCUGUUUCUGGGUACGGGCUGAUGAGGACCAAUAUGCAAAACCUGAAUUGCUCAGCAGAGUUGCUCUCACUUUUGGGUCACAAAGAGCAGAAACCAAAGCCAAAAAAGAAGAGGAGGACCUGGAGGAUAAGAAAUCCAUAAAGAAGAGAAUUAAAGAGCUCAAGGUGCUCGAUCCCAAGAUUGCACAGAAUCUAUCCAUCUUCCUCGGUUCCUUCCGUAUGCCUUAUCAGGAAAUCCGUCGGAUGAUACUGGAGGUGGAUGAAGAGCAGCUCAGUGAACCUAUGAUCCAGAACCUUGUGAAGCACCUACCAGAGCAGGAGCAGCUGAAUGCUUUGACCAAGUAUAAAAAUGAGUACGCGAACUUGUCAGAGCCUGAACAGUUUGGGGUUGUGAUGAGCAGUGUGAAGCGGCUCCACCCGCGCCUCAGCCACAUCCUCUUCCGACUGCAGUUUGAGGAGCAGGUAACCAACCUGCGACCAGAUAUCCUGGCUGUAAAUGCUGCCUGUGAUGAGGUCAGGAAGAGCCGCUCCUUUGGCCGCUUGCUGGAGCUGGUGCUGCUGCUGGGGAAUUACAUGAAUGCAGGCUCCCGAAACGCCCAGUCAUACGGCUUCGACCUCAGUUCCCUCUGCAAGCUAAAGGAUACUAAGUCAGCUGAUCAGAAGACCACAUUACUCCACUUCCUCGCACAAAUAUGUGAGGAGGACUUUCCAGAUGUGAUCAAGUUUGCUGAAGACCUUGAGCAUGUGGACCGAGCAAGCAGAGUGUCUGCAGAGAAUCUGGAAAAGAGCCUCAGGCAGAUGGAGAGGCAGCUGUUGCAGCUGGAGAGAGACCUGGAGACUUUCUCUUCCCCUGAUGACCCCAACGACAUGUUCUUCACUAAAAUGGCUAGCUUCAGCAAGGUUGCACGGGAGCAGUAUGGCAAGCUGGUGAUCAUGCACAGCAACAUGGAGACACUUUAUCAGAACGUGUUGGAAUACUUUGCUAUCGAUCCCAAGAAGACCUCUGUGGAGGAGCUGUUCACUGAUCUAAGCAACUUCCGUUCCAUGUUCACUCAAGCACUCAAGGAGAACCUGAGGCGGAGGGAGUCAGAGGAGAAACAGAGGAGAGCACGGGCAGCAAAGGAGAAGGCUGAGCGUGAAAAGCAGGAGAGACAGCAGAAGAAGAGGAGGUUGCUGGAAGUCAAUGCAGAGAACGAUGAGACAGGUGUGAUGGAUAGUUUGCUGGAAGCCCUACAGUCAGGUGCUGCAUUCAGAGACCGCAGGAAGAGAGCGCCAAGACCCAGGGAUAACCAGCAGCAGACGAUCAGCCCCAGCUCCUACCGCCAGGUUCUCAGGCCUGUUAACCAUGAAAACAACAGGGCACCUUUACAAAGGUCUCGCUCUCGGCAGAAUAUAAAUGUGGGUUCAGCGGUGGUGAAAGCUCCCCCUGCCAAAGAGGCCCAUAACGAGAGUGAAGGCUAUCCAUCUGCAACAGCUCGGGCCAAGGCUUCUGCAUGUUUGGAGUCCGGUCGCAGGUACAGGAACACCCCAGGUCACAGCUACGGGCAGGACAGAGAGAGGGUGGUGGAGAGAGAGACGGUUAAACCGACAGCGAAAGAAAUAGGGUUUGAAGCAGAGCCUCCGGCCUUCCAGCCACCCUCCGCAGGUGCUACAGUCAGCAGCUGCAGCACCAAUGGGGAGUCUGAUGUAGAGGCUCUCCUGGCCAAACUCAGGGCCUUGUAAGAAUCAUGUCUUAUCUCUGCAAUAAUAUUAAGCAUAUGAUUGUAUCCACACAUGUAAACAUGCUCUGAAAGACUUUCCUUAGCAUUUUUUUAACUUGGAGAUGAGCGGUAAAUUUAGUUAAGAGGAGUUAUAAAAGGUUUAAAUUAAAAUUAAAUUUAUAUUCACUUAAACUAAAGAAACGGACUUUUAUAAAGCUCCAUAAAUAAAUAUAUUUGUAUAAUUGUACUAAUGAUUUUGAGGACCAUGUUUUAAACACUUGAUGGUAUAAAGAAGAAAAACUUUCCUAAAAAAAAAUUCUGGCAGGUAGCGCAAAGAUAGUCACACUUUGGCUCAGAGGUACCUUCAUGAAAUUAAUACUGAAAAGAUUCAAGGGAAAUACUUCAGCAUUGUACGGUAUAAUUAGAGCUGCUAUAUAGAUUCAGCAGAGUCUCUACUUGUUCUCGCAACAUGCAUUGUCAAAAAAAACAUUUGGCAAUCAUUCAUAUAUCCCUAACGCUGAGAAUGUAACAGCUUUUCCUCUGAAAUCAAAGAUGCAAUAUUGCUAAGCACUUUCUUUGUAAUCCAGAAGUACGCAAUGUUUAAAAAUUCUGUCACAUUUCUGUUCAAAUUUGCAUUUCCUAUAACUGCUUCUAGUUUUGAAAGCAUUUAUUUUACAAUUUUAUCUUUGUUAUUUUUCUGGACCUAUAUUCCGUAGUUUUUGGAUUAAACAUUCACUUCAUAUAGUUAAGUAGUUGUGUACAAUUAAAAGUCCAUAUCUGCAUUUAUUACUUUUAGUAUUUAAUUUUUUCGUGUCUGUUUUCUUCUUUCAGUCUUUUUCAUUCCUUGUGGGGUGAUGAAGUGUCUUUUAUAUUCAAAGCAUUGAGUCAUCAUUUGUAUUUUCUAUAAAAGUAUUCUAUGUGUACCUUAAAACAUAUAUAUAUAACGAAAGAUCAGUAAAUAUGCUGUAAGAUUGUACUUUCAAGGGUAAUAAGAAAUAAUAAUUAGAUGCAAUAUGACAAGUUGAUUUUGGUUUUACUGGAUUGCAUUGGCAGUGAGAAAAUGUAUACAAAAUGAGAACAGGGUCUCACAGUAUUGUCCAAAAUCUGGCACAAAGAAUCAAGUUCAGCCAGUUACAAGAUAACCAUAAUUGAUGCUGUUUUUGUUCUCUUACAUUGAAAAUGCUGAAAUCACUCAUAUCUUUUGCAUACUUUUAUCUUUACUUGUAUUGCUCAUUUUUAUAUACACAUUUACAAUAAAAUAAGGAAAAAUG
Molecule: messenger RNA, 5449 nt
Organism: Thunnus maccoyii (southern bluefin tuna)
Lineage: Eukaryota; Metazoa; Chordata; Actinopteri; Scombriformes; Scombridae
Product: protein diaphanous homolog 3-like
Exons: 29
Coding region: 529-4200 (1223 amino acids)
Biological process (GO): actin cytoskeleton organization; actin filament polymerization
Cellular component (GO): cytoplasm; actin filament
Molecular function (GO): actin binding; small GTPase binding; microtubule binding
Source: RefSeq, a predicted model, not a curated record